Oryza sativa Japonica Group (Japanese rice) is the source of this 948-nucleotide messenger RNA. Lineage: Eukaryota; Viridiplantae; Streptophyta; Magnoliopsida; Poales; Poaceae. The record is from RefSeq and is a predicted model, not a curated record.
AUGGCGGCGGCCGACCUCCUACCGGACGACGUGCUGGAGGAGAUCCUCCGCCGCCUCGCCCCGUCGCCGCGCAGCCUCGCCGCGUGCCGCGUCGUCUGCAAGGCCUGGCGCGCCGCCGUCGACACCCGGUGCCCGCCCCCGCGCCCGGACCUCCUCCCGCUCUCCCUCGCCGGCAUCUUCUUCUCCGGCUUCUACUUCGCACAUGAGUACCUACCGGGGUUCUUCGCACGGCGGGGGCACCAUCACUGCGACCGGAUCUUCCCCAAGCUCGACUACCUCGACGACGCACCCAUCUCCAAGCUGGAGGCCAUCGACCACUGCAACGGCCUCCUCCUAAUGCAAGAGUACAUCGUCAACCCGGCCACGCGGCGGUGGGCACGGCUGCCCCCGACGCCGGAGUGGAGCCCCGCGGGAUCGGACUUGGAGGCGGUGGUCACCGACUCAUGUCGCGAGGAGUACCUCGUGUUUGACCCAACCGUCUCGCCGCACUACGAGGUGUUCUCCAUCCCCGAGCUUGUCUUCUGCAGAGGUGAUGACAAAGACAAUGCCGAAUCGGUGGUAAGACAGCAUGAGUGGCCGCCAUCGCCAUUUGUCGUGCAAGUCUAUUCGUCGGCGACGGGGAGGUGGGAGAAAAGGUCGCUCGUCCGGCGAGGGGAGGCCGCCGGGACCAUUGCUGAUGUGCACUACUCAUCUUGGAUGGUUUGGCUGCUGCACGAAGUACUGCUUGGUGGUGGUCAGAUGGAGUGGAUGCUGAUACACGACGUCAGUCUCGAGCAGAUCAUGGCAGAUUUCCGCUGGAAUCCUGAAGCUGUUAAGCCAUGGAUCAAACAUAAUACGUACCGUGGCGAGAACAAGAAUAAUGAAGAAAUAUCAGAAGAUGAAUCUCCUGGUUGGGACUCUGAGGAUGAUAGCAUCGUUGUUUAUACGGAAGAUAUGAUGGUGGCGUAG